AUGCCAAACUCGUCGAUAUCGCAGAGACUUACGGAGCAAAAAACUCCAGAGCAAGAAUCCCCAGAUGAGAUUUUUUCAGACGCUGAAGAGGAACGACAUAUCCAUGGAAUCAAAUGGUUUCUUUUAGUUGCUAGCACAUUGACAGGCAGUUUUGUCUAUGCUUUGGAUAAUACUAUCGUUGCUAAUAUUGUACCCGCUAUUGUUAAUCAUUUCAAUGCGGUCGAGAAUUUGCCGUGGUUAUCCGUUGGAUUUAUGAUCGGUGGACUGUCAAUGGUUCUUAUUUACGGCAAGCUAUACACUUUAUUUAACUCGAAAUGGCUAUAUAUCGCGUCCACUGUUAUCUUUAUGGCUGCUUCUGCAGUCUGUGGCGCCGCUCCUACUAUAAACGCUGAGAUCGUUGGACGAGUUUUCGCAGGCGCAGGUGGAAACGGAAUGUACUUUGGUAUUCUAGACCUUCUAUCAACAAAUACAACGAGCCGUGAGCGUCCGCAAUACUUGAGCUUGACAGGCCUAGUCUGGGGCUUAGGAACCGUCCUUGGCCCAGUCGUUGGGGGUGGGUUUGAAAAAUAUACCUGGCGCUGGGCGUUCUACAUCAAUCUACUUUUCGGUGCCAUUCUUAUACCUACUUACGUUUUCGUGGUUCCGUCCAAUGUUCCAGCCCCUGAAAUACCCUACCGACAGAAGCUUUCCAGUUUUGAUUGGGUUGGUAGCUUACUGAGCGUUGCCGCAUUUGCAACCCUGGUGAUGGCAAUUAAUUUUGGCGGGACUCUAUAUGCCUGGAAAAGCGGUCAAAUCAUUGCUUUGUUCGUAGUGUCAGGCACGCUUUGGAUCUUAUUUGGCAUCCAGCAGGGGUUUACUAUUGCUACCUCCUUGCAGGAUCGGUUACUGCCAAUGCACCUGUUUAGGCAGAAGGAACCGGCCUUACUUUUCUUUGCUUGCGCUUCAGUAGGGAUGGUGACAUAUCCAACUGUGUACUAUAUACCGAUCUACUUCCAGUUCACUCGGGGCGAUGAUGCAAUCCGAUCUGCGGUCAGGUUGCUUCCAUUUAUCUUUAUAUUGAUUGUGGCUAUUCAGUCAAGCGGCGCCUUGAUGUCUAGAUUUGGUUAUUAUAAGCCAUGGUAUUUGCUCGGAAGCACAUUAGCCCUCGUUCCAGCGAUUCUGAUAGCUACCAUUAUCCAAGUCCACACAAGACCGGCCAUUCUCUACGGACUUGAAAUUGUUAUUGGAUUAGGCGCCGGUUUAUACACUCAGGCAGCCUUUGCCGUAAUUCAGGCUGUUACAGCGCCAUUUGAAGCUACCUAUGGUCUUACUUUAAUGCUGCUCGCUCAACUUAUAGGAAUGACCCUUGGACUAUCCAUCACCGGUGCCAUUUUUGUCAAUGUGACCCAAAAUGGUCUUUUCAAGUUGCUUCCCAACCUACCCCGGGAGCAGGUCUCUCAAGUUGUCUCGGGAACAAGCAGCGCACUACUGAACAAACUUCCAGACGCUGUUCGAGAACAGGCGCUGGAUGCAAUUGUGCACGCUUGGCGCUAUCUGUAA
Molecule: messenger RNA, 1539 nt
Organism: Aspergillus tanneri
Lineage: Eukaryota; Fungi; Ascomycota; Eurotiomycetes; Eurotiales; Aspergillaceae
Exons: 7
Coding region: 1-1539 (512 amino acids)
Biological process (GO): transmembrane transport
Molecular function (GO): transmembrane transporter activity
Source: RefSeq, a predicted model, not a curated record